Aspergillus nomiae NRRL 13137 is the source of this 1359-nucleotide messenger RNA. RefSeq names its product putative dynactin Arp1 p62 subunit RO2. The transcript is spliced from 2 exons. Bases 1 to 1359 code for a protein of 452 amino acids. The record is from RefSeq and is a predicted model, not a curated record. NCBI's taxonomy places the organism in Eukaryota, Fungi, Ascomycota, Eurotiomycetes, Eurotiales, Aspergillaceae. Gene Ontology annotation, cellular component: dynactin complex.
AUGACGGAUUCUUCCCGGGGAAGACAGAUGUCCAAGACCUUCAGUGACCUCAAGUCCCCACUAUCCACGUAUUCUUCGAUUGACGAUCACUUUCCAUCGCCUAGCGAGAUGAGAGGGGAUGAGACCAACCCUGCCAACGAGCAACCCUCAGGGCCAUUGAAUCCAGAGGCGCGAUUCCAGGCACUGAAGGGUUUCUACAAGAGUCAGAUAGCAUCAACCUCCUCAUCACCUAAUGACCCCCUGGCUGAUUUCGGAGCGGGAUUCUCUUCCCCGGGGGCCCUGAAUCGCAUCAUGUCCCUCUACACCUCAUCAUCCCGUCUCGGCAAUCUCUAUGGCGGUACCAACAAAAAACCGAAAUCCAAACCGCCAGUCAUGCGAGAAGCUCUCACAACCAGCGAAGGACUAAGGGUGCCGGCGCCCGACGCAGAAAACGCACUAAUCCGACGCAUGGCCUCCGACGACUGCGGAUGGGACGGAAUGGCUUCCAUCGAACAGCGUACAUUCCAAUCCCCCGACGCACGGUUCGUAGAAGACCUCCUCCCGCUGCCGGUGCUACUUCGCACGAAACGGUCGAAACGUUGCAAGUCGUGCAAGCAUAUCCUUGUCAAACCCGAGUUCAAACCGCAAUCGACUCGGUUCCGCAUCCGUCUCAUCGCCCUCAGCUACAUCCCCUUGCCAACCCUCAAACCCCUAGUCCCCAGCCCCUUUGCGGGACUUCCGUCCGUCCCACCCGCCGCGGCGCCAAACCUGGACGCCCUGUCACCGCUGAAAACCGUGCAGCUCCUGCUCACCCUAAAGAAUCACAUGUUUGACCCGGUGCGGGUGACACUCGCCACGCCGUCGGUGACACCCGGGCGCGUGGCCUCAAAAGUCACCAUCCUGUGUCCGCAAUUCGACAUCGGCGCUAACAGCGACGUGUGGGACGAGGCCCUGCAGGGCUCCACCGAGAAAGUCGCAGAGGCCGGGAAAGUGUGGGACAAGGGACGUAACUGGACCACCGUCGUCCUGGAGGUCGUACCCGGGACAUUACCCGGCGGCAGUGCCACAGGACGUAACCGCAUGAAACAGCAUGAUGAUGACAACGACGACGAUGAUAACGAUGACUCCGAUGUCGACUCCGACGGCAAUGCCAAUGCCCUGGAUUGGAGCGGACAAACUAAGGACCCUAAUCAACAGCUUCAGCCGGACGAAGAUAUCCUGGAGAUCCCUGUCUUUGUGCGCAUGGAAUGGGACUCCGAGAACCAAAUCGACCAGGAGCAGUCGGUUGGUAAGGGACAAAAUUCAGACACGGUCAAGAGGGAAUUGGCGUAUUGGAUGGUGUUGGGGGUAGGGCGGAUUAGUCCGGAGAUGGGAUUUUAG